AUGCCUGGAAGAACGCUUCCAACUCUCCCGCAAGCCGACGUUGCCUCGCAUAACACCGCCGAGUCUUGCUAUGUCACUGUCGGGACCAAGGUCUACGAUGUAACGGACUUUCUGGAGGACCAUCCGGGAACUGACGAGUUGAUACUGAAGUAUGCCGGCAAGGAUGUGAAAAAGGCUAUGGAAGAUCCCAUGUCCCACCCACAUAGCGGCGCAGCCUGGGAGAUGCUGGAUGAGUACCUGAUCGGCUUCGUGGCGACGGAUAAGGUUUUAGAGGCAGUGAAGGACAGCAGUGAUCCGUUCGCUGUGCUGCCAAUGGAGCCGAGUGAGAAGGGUAUGCGGGAACUUGAGUAUACGAACGCAGAAGCGGCGCAGGAAGACAAGGCGGUGUAUGAGACCACAGGCAUGAGCACUGCCGAAGACCUUAACAAGGAGACAGACCCUGCUUCAGACUACAAGCGACAUCAGUUUCUCGACCUCGAACGGCCAUUGUUAAUGCAGGUCUGGAACGGCGGCUUCUCCAAAGAGUUCUACCUCCAGCAAGUCCACCGACCACGACACUACAGGGGUGGCGAAAGCGCGCCCCUGUUUGGCAACUUCCUUGAACCGCUCUCGAAGACGCCGUGGUGGAUCGUACCUACCUUAUGGAUACCACCGGUAAUUUUCGGCACCAUCUUCACCGCGCAACAUCUACACCCACUCUCGGUAGCCCCAUACUGGUUAUUCGGGUUGUUCUUCUGGACGCUGGUCGAGUACGGCAUGCAUAGAUGCCUAUUCCACGUGGACUCCUAUCUUCCGGACAACCGCGUCGCGCUGACCUUGCACUUCCUCCUCCACGGCAUCCACCAUUACCUACCCAUGGACCGACUCCGGCUCGUGAUGCCACCUGCACUUUUCCUUAUCCUCGCAACUCCAUUCUGGCAUCUGGCGCACACGGUCUUCUUCUACAACUGGUAUGCUGCCGUCUGCGUCUUCUGUGGUGGCAUUUUCGGUUACGUUUGCUAUGACAUGACCCACUAUUUCCUGCACCACAAGAACCUGCCGUCAUACUACCGGGAUCUGAAGAAGUAUCACCUUCAGCAUCACUUCAUGGACUAUGAGAACGGCUUUGGCGUCACGAGCAGAUUCUGGGAUCGCAUAUUCGGUACCGAGCUACCGCCGCCACCGAUUCCGAAGGUCCUGAAGACUGUAUAG
Molecule: messenger RNA, 1191 nt
Organism: Baudoinia panamericana UAMH 10762
Lineage: Eukaryota; Fungi; Ascomycota; Dothideomycetes; Mycosphaerellales; Teratosphaeriaceae
Exons: 2
Coding region: 1-1191 (396 amino acids)
Biological process (GO): lipid biosynthetic process; fatty acid metabolic process
Cellular component (GO): membrane; endoplasmic reticulum
Molecular function (GO): fatty acid 2-hydroxylase activity; iron ion binding
Source: RefSeq, a predicted model, not a curated record